GUGCAAGAGCAACGAAACUGAUCAUCUGAUCAAGCCUCCCUCGUACAUCAGCAUCGCACCAUUCUUUCUUCUGCGUCUUCCUUCCUCAUCAUCAAAUCAUGUUUUGCUUAGGUCACCCUUCUUCCACGUCUGCUCCCACAUUUAACUUUACACGUCUAGCAGCUAACCAAGUGCCUGUAGAUUAUUCCGUCAGCUUCACCUCCCCUCCCCAUCUCCGGUCAUCCACUACUCCGCCACCGGCUUCAUGCACCAUCAAUUCCUUCCCUGUCAAAAGCACGCGACCAGCUUCCUUGGUGAGCAUGGUCAAGGGAAAGUGGCCAUCUGAACCGAAACGAGCUUUGGUGGCGACAAGGGCAGCAACGUCAAUGCAGAAGGAGAGAGUGGUGGCUGAAGAGGAGGAUGGCCCUGGUCUUGGGAUCGUGGAAUUCCUCAAAUAUAGGAACAUGCUUAUCACAGGGUCAACCGGCUUUCUUGGAAAAUUGAUUGUGGAGAAGAUACUCCGGAGUCAGCCUGACGUUGGCAAGAUUUUCCUUCUCAUUCAAGGACCAAACCAAGAGGCUGUUAAUGAAAGAUUAAAGAACGAAAUAAUCAACUCUGAUCUCUUCAAGCGUUUGAAGGGAAUCUACGGGGGUUCCUACGAAGCUUUUGUGCUAAGCAAGCUGGUCCCGAUAGUUGGACAUCUUGAGGAGGACUCACUGGGAAUUGAUGAAAAAUUGGAGAAAGAUAUCGCGGAACAAGUUGACGUAAUUGUAAGCUGCGGUGCGAGCACAAGGUUCGAUGAAAGGUACGAUGUUUCUAUGAAUACUAACACUAAAGGAGCAUCAGAGCUCGUGAAGCUCGCAAGAACAUGCAGGAAACUUCAGGUCUUCUUGCAUGUCUCCACAGCUUAUGUGAAUGGAACGAGAACUGGGCUGAUAAAGGAAAUACCGUUCGUCUUGGGAGAUAGCUUAGCAAGGGAGGAAGCCAUGGCAACAAGAUCUGAGGAAAUUCCACCCAUCUUGGAUAUUGGAGCAGAAGUCGACAUAAUAAACGACACUCUGAAAGGGCUGGAGGAAAACAAGGCAACUUCAAGAAUGAAAGAGUUGGGUCUCAAAAGGGCAAGUAUCCAUGGUUGGCAAAAUGUUUAUUCUUUCACAAAAGCAAUGGGUGAGAUGGUGAUAGGAACCAUGUCAAAAGACAUCCCAACAGUCAUUGUUCGGCCUACAGCUAUAGGUAGCACCCUCCUUGACCCAUUUCCGGGGUGGAUUCAAGGACUCAGGAUGGCAGACCCGAUGGUUGUCUAUUAUGGGAAAGGCCAACUAAACAUGUUCACAGCAGAAGGAAAAUCGACCCUGGACAUGGUGCCAGCAGAUAUGAUUGUGAAUGCAAUCUUGGCUGCAAUGGUAAGGCAUGGAUCAUCAGGUGUUGCUGGGCUGACUAUUUAUCACAUUGGAACAAGUUCCACAAAUCCCCUGCGAUGGGAUGAGUUUUUCAAUUACUGUUAUGAGCACUAUCUUUCCUUUCCGUUGAUUGAUUCACAAGGAAAAGCUGCCCAUAUGGAGAGAAUGAAGCUCUUCGACUCGCUGGCGGCCGUAACUUCAUAUUUGUCUGCUGGGGCAAACAACGCCUGCUCAACAGCGGUAAAGGGCAUCCACCUUUUAAGGAAGUUAUCGGUGGUAUAUGAACCAUAUACCAAUUACAAAGGAUGGUUUGACAUUACAAAUGCAAAAAAAUUGAUGAAGAAAAUGUCGAUAGAGGAGAGAAGAGACUUCAUGUUGAAUGUAGCGGCAAUUGAAUGGAAGGACUACAUUGUAAACGUGCACAUUCAUGGGCUCCGGAAGCAUGUUAUCAAGCGCUCUUCUUGAGCAAAAUACACGACACCUUUUAUGGCCAUGGUAGGAUGGGCAUAGAUGCCUAAAGGAAUGCCUCAUCUGUUCUCUGUGUCAGCAUGUUUCUGUAUGUCUGUGGAUGCCUCUUGAGUGUCGUAACAUAUGUUUAUGCAUGCAUAUAUUGAUAUAUUAUAUAAAUAGUGUCCAACGUGGUUACUUUUGAAGAAACAACAAAUCGAUGUAUCUUUACUUACAGUGCCGCAACCAGAUGUUGCAGAAGCCUAUGUUUCUUUUGUUGAUCAUCGUUAUAAAUAAAACAAACACUUGGA
Messenger RNA from Nymphaea colorata (pocket water lily), 2137 nucleotides. RefSeq names its product fatty acyl-CoA reductase 2, chloroplastic-like. Gene Ontology annotation, cellular component: intracellular membrane-bounded organelle. Gene Ontology annotation, biological process: suberin biosynthetic process; long-chain fatty-acyl-CoA metabolic process. The record is from RefSeq and is a predicted model, not a curated record. The transcript has 9 exons. Gene Ontology annotation, molecular function: alcohol-forming very long-chain fatty acyl-CoA reductase (NADP+) activity. The coding region runs from base 99 to 1844 and encodes 581 amino acids. Lineage: Eukaryota; Viridiplantae; Streptophyta; Magnoliopsida; Nymphaeales; Nymphaeaceae.